Molecule: messenger RNA, 3041 nt
Organism: Daphnia carinata
Lineage: Eukaryota; Metazoa; Arthropoda; Branchiopoda; Diplostraca; Daphniidae
Gene: Atg1
Product: serine/threonine-protein kinase ULK2-like
Exons: 17
Coding region: 356-2965 (869 amino acids)
Biological process (GO): autophagosome organization; positive regulation of autophagy; autophagy
Cellular component (GO): autophagosome; cytoplasm
Molecular function (GO): ATP binding; protein serine/threonine kinase activity
Source: RefSeq, a predicted model, not a curated record
AUUCAGUUCUUUGUUGCUAGGUUCGGAGGAUAGACCUUUCCCAAGUAUUGGGAGUGGAUCGCCAUUGUAUAUGCUAUUGUGUACAUUGAUUAGUUUAUUCUUGUUUAGCGCCAGUUAAUCUGUCAUCAGUCUUAGUUUAUUUGUUAGAGUUAUCUCUUGUUUUGGAUUGAAAACACCAAGGAUUGUUUGCGACUGCGCCGUCUCAAACGACAAUGGCCGCUACAAAGUGCCAGUGUUAUUAUUAGUUGAACGGCUCUUGCAUCCGUUCUUUGGGCUGUUCGACGUUGUGUCAGCGCUGAUGGAGCUCGGCUGGGCUACUUGAUUCAAUCGAACGAUUGACGAAGUAAAAAACACAAUGGAAAGUGUAGGCGAGUUCGAGUAUAACGCCAAAGACCUGAUCGGUCAUGGCGCCUUCGCCGUGGUAUUCAAGGGCAGACACAAAAAGAACUCGAGUUCCCCCGUCGCCAUAAAGUCUAUCACAAAGAAGAACCUUUCCAAAUCGCACAAUCUUCUGGGAAAAGAGAUUAAAAUCCUCAAGGAGCUCUCCGAAGUACAUCAUGAGAAUAUCGUGGCGCUCUUGGAUUGCCAGGAAACCCAGCAUCAUGUGUUUCUCGUCAUGGAGUAUUGCAACGGCGGAGAUUUGGCGGAUUAUCUUUCAGUUAAAGGAACCCUAAGUGAGGAUACGAUUCGCAAUUUCCUGAAACAACUUGCUGGAGCGAUGAAAGCCUUGCAGCACAAGGGCAUAGUCCAUCGCGAUCUGAAACCGCAGAACAUCUUGCUCAGUCACGCUGGAAAACCCAACCCGCAACCAAAUGAUAUACGUUUGAAAAUCGCGGAUUUCGGGUUCGCUCGCUUCCUUCAAGACGGUGUCAUGGCAGCCACGCUUUGUGGUUCUCCUAUGUACAUGGCUCCCGAAGUGAUCAUGUCGCUUCAAUACGAUGCCAAAGCGGAUCUGUGGAGUUUGGGUACGAUCGUGUUCCAGUGUCUGACGGGUCGCGCGCCCUUUACAGCCCAGACGCCACAAGCUUUGAAAAUGUUCUACGAGCGCAACCAUAAUCUCAGUCCCAAGAUUCCCUCUGGCACUUCGCCCGAACUGACAGCAUUAUUAACUGGCUUGCUGAGACGUAAUGCAAAGGAUCGCAUGGAAUUCGAUGAUUUUUUCAAUCAUUCAUUCAUUCGUAAAUCUCAGCCGCCUCCAGCCACCCCGCCAUUGCCCGUUCCUAAUUUAGCGCGCCUUUCAACACCCCCCAAAACACCACCCGUUACCGUCCCGAUUCGUCCUGUUACGACGAACACUCCAGCCACCCAAAACAACAAUCCAACUACGCCAGAAGAAGCCGAUGAUUUCGUGUUGGUUCCGAGUCCCAGCCAAUUGCGUGAUGGAUUAAGAGGAGCAGCCGUCGCUGCUGCUAAUGAAAAUGAAGGCGAUACAAAACCAUUACCAGUUCCAUCACAAAGAGAUGCCUUUAUCAAGAUGCAAACUUCGCAUCGCAACAGCGAUUUUUCGCCCGCAGGCAGUCCGUCUUCCAGUCCGGCGGUCAGAGCUGCUCCAUUACCACGAUCCGAGCCAAUCAGUGUGGCUCAAAAGGCUUCGUCACCAACAAAUGAUAACAACUCGCGAACCGGAGUCUCUGGAGAUAUUAAUUCACUCUCCCCGCCAUCAGUUCAGUUUUGCGUGGGCACUCCACCCGGAAUCCCGGGUAGGCGUCGGUCAACAUCCGGUAGCAGUUGCGGUACGUCCCCGCCACCGUUUGCCGCACCUUGGCCGCAGCUGAUGAACUCUCCCUUGCGCCGAGGCGCUGGGAGUGGAGGAGUCGCUGCCCCUACAGGUCCUCUGGCUCCCAUAAAGGGAUCACCGGUCAGGAUGUCGGUCCUGCCGAAUGUAUCAGAAACUGCUACCACGCCCUCGAGCGGCGGAAUGGUGCAGUGGCGGAAUGUCGGAGGAUCUGGGACGGCCAUGGAGUGGAAUCCUCUGGCGGGCCAUCAUCACCAUCCAACUCGUACUAUGACCCUGCCCGAGUUCACUGCCUCGCCCUCGGUUACCAUGUGCGGAACGAACCCUAAUCACGGAUUUCACCGUAGUCAGACCGAGUUCAUGCCGAGCUCUCCGAGUUAUGGUGGAAAUAGAAGCCCCAUGCAAUGCUUCCCGGGAUUGCAGAACAGCAACGGCAGCAAUUGGAGUCUGCAGCGCAAGCCGAGUUUCGAACAGGGAGCGUACGGUUACGGUACGUCGCCACCGAUGGAAGGGCCCAUUGUUUUCGUUGCUCCUGAGCUGACGCAGGAAACUCUUUUAGAGAAGGAGCACAACGACACUUUGGCCAAACUCAACUUUGUCUUGGCCCUCGUCGAAUGCAUUAUUGAUGUGGCCCGUAAUCGAGCUUCUCCACUUGCCGCAGCCCUCAGCGAGUCUAUACACGCUCGCAAAAAUCCAAUGGCAUCUUCACCGCCUGGAGACGGCGCCAUUAGUCCGGCUCUCUCCGAUGCCCAACGAAGAGCCGAGCAAUUGGUAUUGUACAUCCGUGCUCUCCAAUUGCUCUCGUCUGCUCUCAAUUUAUCCAAAGAGGAAUUACAAGCCGAAAGACUUCAUCCUUCUCAGUCCGUGAAACAGGUUGUGGCUGUUUUGAACCAAAGGUUCCACCAUUGCUUGUCGCAGUGUAAGCAGCUAAACUGUCAAUCGCUGGCCAAUCAGCUAGGAGAUUCGAAUACCGCCCAGCUGACGGCUGAUAAAUUGCUGUAUAACCACGCCAUUGAUUUGUGCCAGUCGGCUGCGUUGGAUGAACUCUUUGGCAACCCGGCGAGCUGUUGCCGACGUUAUCAAACAGCUCAUAUAUUGUUUCACAGUCUGGCGCAGCAAGUGACGCAGCAAGCCGAUAAAUCCAUCCUUAACAAAUAUCGCGAAGCCGUGGAGAAGCGUUUGUUUGUGCUCCAGCAACAGGGCUUCAUCUACGCCUAUGAUACUUCGUGACCUGCCAAAGGUUUUAUAAAAAAAUUUUGAUCUCUCAUCUUUCCCAACUCGGACGUCGUGGCGUGAAGAAGAAAAA